Messenger RNA from Mytilinidion resinicola, 1692 nucleotides. RefSeq names its product MFS general substrate transporter. NCBI's taxonomy places the organism in Eukaryota, Fungi, Ascomycota, Dothideomycetes, Mytilinidiales, Mytilinidiaceae. The transcript has 3 exons. The record is from RefSeq and is a predicted model, not a curated record. Gene Ontology annotation, molecular function: transmembrane transporter activity. Bases 1 to 1692 code for a protein of 563 amino acids. Gene Ontology annotation, biological process: transmembrane transport.
AUGGAAAAAGACCACCAACUCCAUGAUGUCGAGAAAACGGGGGUGCCCGUUGCCAUCUCCGCUCUUGGGAUUGAAGCAGAUUCUCGGCUGGAGACUUCCCCAGACCAAAAAUCUACCGCGACGUCACGAAAUCCUUCUCUGGAUGAGGACCAACACGAACACGAUCAAAUCCAGGAUCUCGAGGCCUUGUCGACCAUCCAGUCGUCAGGUCCUCCCUACUCUGUGUUCAGCAAAAGUCAAAAGCGAUUCAUCGUCUUUCUCGUUGCUUGGGGUGGCUUCUUCUCCCCGCUAUCCGCCAACAUCUAUUUUCCGGCUCUGAAUACACUCGCACGGGAGAUGCACGUCUCGAACUCUUUAAUAAAUCUGACCCUCACAUCUUACAUGAUCUUCCAAGGAUUAGCUCCCACUAUAUUCGGCGAUCUUGCCGAUAUGGCUGGACGGAGACCAGCAUACGCCAUCGGCCUCAUUCUUUAUGUCGGAGCUUGCAUUGGACUUGCGCUGCAGAAUUCCUUCGCUGCACUCUUCAUUCUCCGGUGCCUGCAAAGCAGUGGUAGCAGUUCCACUAUCGCUCUUGGGAACGGUGUUGUAGCGGAUAUUGCCACUAGCUCAGAGCGAGGGACAUGGAUGGGAUAUGCUACUAGUGGUCCUAUGAUUGCUCCCGCUGUUGGCCCUGUAAUUGGUGGAUUGCUGGCUCAAUUCCUCGGCUGGAGAUCGAUCUUUUGGUUCCUGGUGAUCAUGUCGGCAGCCUAUAUGAUUCCCUUCUUUAUCUGCUUCCCUGAGACGGCAAGGAAUGUUGUCGGGAAUGGCAGUAUCCCACCCCAAGGAUGGAACAUGUCGUUACUGAACUGGCUAGAGACACGGAAAGCCAAGAAAGCCGAGGGUCAACUUACUCCGACAGUGUCUCGCGAUGAAAGCCGCGCUGCGCAGGCAGAACUGGCCAGCAAACGAAAACUUCGAUUCCCGAACCCGCUGGGUACGCUUCAUGUUAUGUUCGAAAAAGAUGUCGGCCUGCUACUUCUCUUCAAUAGCCUUGUGUAUACCGCGUUCUACGACGUCAUUGCCUCUGUGCCCUAUCUCUUCGAACAAAUCUACGGCUUUAACGAUCUACAAAUUGGGCUUUCUUUUAUCCCGUUCGGAUUCGGCGCAUUAUGCGCACCUCUGACUUGCGGACGCUUGAUGGAUUGGAACUACCGCCGGCUAGCAAAGAAAGCCGGCGUCACUAUUGACCGAAAACGCGGAGACGAUCUCAAAAAGAUCCCAAUCGAAAGGGCUCGAAUCCAAGUCGCAAUUCCGUUAGUGUACCUCGGAAAUGCUGCGUUACUCUGCUAUGGCUGGGUCGUGGAAGUUGAAACCUCUCUCGCUGUGCCCUUGGUCCUCCACUUUAUUAUGGGCAUCGGCCUCUCCGGUGCUUUCAAUUGCAUGAGCGUUCUGCUGGUCGACUUUUAUCCCCUCAGCCCGGCGACCGCUACGGCGGCCAAUAACCUGGCCAGAUGUCUGCUAGGAGCUGCGGGAACGGCUAUCAUCCAGAUAAUGAUCGAUAGCAUGGGAAGAGGGUGGUGCUUUACUUUCAUCGCCGCUGUCGUUUUCUGCACGUCGCCGAUCCUUCUUGUGUUGAUGAGAUGGGGUCCAGGCUGGCGUGAAUCUCGACGCAAAAGACUGGAGGAUAGCCAAGCGUCUAGCACCAGGCCAUAA